AUGUCUCUGGCCAUGGACGAGGACGAGUACGCCAAGCUGGUGCUGGCCUCGGAGCCCGAGUGGCUGCGCGCCGAGGUCAAGCGGCUCUUCCAGGAGCUGGGCGAGACCAGCCGGCAGAAGAUCCAGGCGGCCGAGUACGGGCUGGCGGUGCUGGAGGAGAAGCAGCAGCUGAAGCAGCAGUACGAGGAGCUGGAGCUGGAGAACGAGACCAUCCGCAGCGAGAUGGAGCAGCUGAAGGAGGCUUUUGGGCAGGCUCAUACCAACCAUAAGAAAGUUGCAGCAGAUGGGGAGAGCAGGGAAGAGACCUUGAUUCAGGAAUCUGCCACAAAAGAAGAGUACUACAUGAAAAAAGUCAUGGAGCUGCAGACUGAGCUGAAACAGCUGCGUAACGUUCUUGCCAACACCCAGUCUGAAAAUGAACGCUUGAAUUCUGUUGCCCAGGAACUGAGAGAGAUUAAUCAGAAUGUGGAAGUACAGAGGGGCCGCUUGAGAGACGACAUCAAAGAAUACAAGUUCCGAGAAGCCCGCUUGCUGCAAGAUUACACUGAGCUCGAGGAGGAGAACAUCUGCCUGCAGAAACAAGUGUCUGUUCUGAAACAGAAUCAGGUGGAAUUUGAAGGGCUGAAGCAUGAAAUCAAGAGGCUUGAAGAGGUAACUGAAUUCCUCAACAGCCAGCUAGAAGAUGCCAUACGGUUGAAAGAGAUAUCUGAACGCCAGCUUGAGGAGGCCUUGGAGACCCUGAAGACUGAACGUGAACAGAAGAAUAACCUCCGCAAGGAGCUGUCCCAUUAUAUGAAUAUCAAUGAUUCCAUGUACACCAGCCACUUGAACAUCUCCUUGGAUGGACUGAAGUUCAGCGAUGAAACCAUAGAGCCCAAUAAUGAUGAAAUCGUGAAUGGUUUUGAACAAAACUGCCUCAGUAAAAUCAACAAUGGCAACAAUAAAGCAUCUGUGCCGAAGAAAAAUGAAAGCUUCCCUCCAGCCCCCAGUGUUGUGUCUGACCUCUUAAGUGAGCUCAAUAUAUCUGAAAUCCAAAAGCUUAAACAGCAGCUUAUUCAGAUGGAAAGGGAGAAGAUGAAUUUGUUGUCCACACUUCAAGAGUCUCAGAAACAGCUGGAAAAUACCCGGGGAGCCCUUUCGGAGCAACGUGAGAAAGUUGGCAGGCUCACAGAGAACCUGACUGCCAUGAAGAAGCUCCAGGUCAGCAAGGAACGUCAGUCAGCUCUUGACAAUGAAAAGGAACGUGAUAGCCAUGAAGACGGAGACUAUUAUGAGGUUGACAUCAAUGGCCCAGAGAUUCUAGAAUGCAAAUAUAAAGUGGCUGUGGUGGAGAUCAGCGAUUUGAAAGAAGAGCUUAAAGUCCUUAAGGCCAAAUAUGAGGAAUGUGAAUCCAAGUAUGAAGAGGAGAAGAACAAGUAUGAGACAGAAACUCAAGCUCUGGCAGAAAAGAUCACCUCACUGGAAAAAUCUAGCAGGCAAGAUAGAGAGCAGGUAGUCAGAUUGGAGAAAGAACUCAAGAAAGUCAGUGAUGUUGCUGGGGAAACCCAAGGCAGUCUCAGUGUUGCCCAAGAUGAACUGGUCACCUUCAGUGAAGAGCUAGCUAACCUGUAUCAUCAUGUUUGUAUGUGCAACAAUGAAACUCCAAACCGGGUAAUGCUGGAUUACUACAAAGAGGGUAAAGGAGGACGCACCAGUCCGGAGGGCAAAGGUCGCCGGUCACCAAUCCUGCUCUCCAAAGGCUUGUUGUCCAUAGACUUAGGAAAAUCAGAGAAUGGGAGUGGUGACAGCAGUCCAUCACCAGUGUCAUCUCUCCCAUCACCAGUAUCAGAUCCUAGGAAGGAACCAAUGAACAUUUACAAUCUGAUUGCCAUAAUUCGUGACCAGAUAAAGCAUCUUCAGGCCGCUGUAGACAGAACAACAGAGUUGUCCAGGCAACGGGUGACUACACAAGAACUUGGGCCAGUAGUGGACAAAGACAAAGAAGCUCUUAUGGAGGAAAUCUUGAAGCUGAAGUCUCUGUUGAGCACCAAAAGAGAGCAAAUAGCGACUCUGAGAACUGUGCUAAAGGCCAACAAGCAGACAGCAGAAGUUGCCCUUGCCAACUUAAAAAGCAAAUAUGAAAAUGAAAAGGCCAUGGUUACAGAGACCAUGAUGAAGCUCCGCAACGAACUGAAGGCUUUAAAAGAAGAUGCUGCUACCUUCUCUUCCCUGAGGGCUAUGUUUGCUACAAGAUGUGAUGAGUAUGUCACCCAGCUGGACGAAAUGCAACGCCAGCUGGCUGCAGCUGAAGAUGAGAAGAAGACACUGAACUCCUUGCUCCGCAUGGCCAUUCAGCAAAAACUGGCCUUGACCCAGCGCCUUGAGCAUCUUGAGCUGGAUCAUGAGCAAUCCAAAAGGGUGCGCACAAAAUCCACUUCCAAAGCCAAGAGUAGUAACCCCAGCGUAAGUCAUAUACGAUCCUGCGGAGACAGACCUGAAGGGUCUGUGCUCAAUAACCAGGUCUUUUGCAGUGAGAAAUAUAAGAUCUAUUGUGACUAAGGAGGCAAAAAGAAGGUCAUAAAUAUGUAUCUAACGUUUGUGCUGUUCAGUGUCAGCAUAAAUCCCCACUAUUUUAAUGUUGCAGUGAUGAGUGGAUUUGUACUAGUAUGUUGUUAAACCAUGUAAUACAGGUUGUAUUAUAGUGGUCUUAACUGUAACUGAUUCUCAAGCAUGGGACAGGGGUAAUGCUGUUAACAAGUUACGUGGUGGGAAAGUUCUUCCACAAGAGCGAGUAUGGUUUUGCUGUCUUAUGGGUAAGUGUUAAAAAUGCACACCAGGUAUGUGGCAUCUGGUGUUAUUAACUGUAGCUCGUAUAGCACAAAUGUGAUCCUUUCCCCUGAGUUAGAAGCAUUCUUCUUGGAGGAGAUAAUUUCUCUGGCAAAAAAAAAAGCAUCUCCUUGUCUAAUUUGUUUGAGAAGUGGUGAAAUGUGUCACUUGCAAUUAGAUGCAGAACCCGGGUAUGGAGAGACUUUUAAAACCAAGCG
This is a messenger RNA of Euleptes europaea (tarantolino), 3023 nucleotides long. RefSeq names its product BICD cargo adaptor 2 (gene BICD2). The record is from RefSeq and is a predicted model, not a curated record. Lineage: Eukaryota; Metazoa; Chordata; Lepidosauria; Squamata; Sphaerodactylidae. The transcript is spliced from 7 exons. Gene Ontology annotation, biological process: protein localization to organelle; regulation of microtubule cytoskeleton organization; microtubule anchoring at microtubule organizing center. Gene Ontology annotation, molecular function: dynein complex binding; cytoskeletal adaptor activity; dynactin binding. Bases 1 to 2538 code for a protein of 845 amino acids. Gene Ontology annotation, cellular component: cytosol; Golgi apparatus.